Molecule: messenger RNA, 966 nt
Organism: Bipolaris oryzae ATCC 44560
Lineage: Eukaryota; Fungi; Ascomycota; Dothideomycetes; Pleosporales; Pleosporaceae
Exons: 2
Coding region: 1-966 (321 amino acids)
Source: RefSeq, a predicted model, not a curated record
AUGGCAUCCUUGGAGACGUCAUCUGAAGCUUUGUCUAAAGCUCCAUCGAAAGCUCCAUCCAAUGUUUCAUCUAAAUGUCGUAUCAAAAUUUCACCUAAAGAGUCACACAAAAGGUCACCAAGGUCAUCCGAAGGUCUACAAAUCGCAGAACCUGAGCCAUACCCUGAAGCCGUCAAUCGAUAUUCUCCGAACCCUGAUACUAAACUACCACAGCUGCAAGAUCAAUCAGGCCCCGAUGAAGCAUCAAUACGUACCCGACCAUCUCGAGAGCACAUAUCCUUCCGCCCCGGGCCGUACAGUGAUCAAUCUGGAUAUGGACCCACCAUCGAAGUUCCACCAGAUAUGGUGAAGAAAUUCUUUGCACACCGCCGGCGCAAGUUUUUGUUCAUUGUUGUCUUCACACUGUUCAUAGUUGGUACGCUCAUUGGCUCCAGUAUAGGAGGUGCACUGUAUGUGCAGGACAAAGCCGAACAAUCCGCCUCUGAAAGCGAAACUAGCACCAAUGCAGCAGAUGAAGACCCAGCAUCAAGUUCCACACUCGCACCAGCAGAACCUUCUACUCAAACCCUACCCUCAAGUGCAGCAUAUACAGCGCGACCAUUCGGCACCAUCCAAUCAAUCAACACAACAUGCCCAUCCACCCUCCUCCUAUCCAGUCAACUGGAAGGCAAGACUUCGGGACUCAGUGGCCGCUACACCUACAGCUGCCUCGACAACACCAACAUCCUAGACGAACCCAACCUCAUGGCCUUUACUGCAUACACUCUUGAGCAAUGUGUCGACGCCUGUAGCCAAUACAGCGUUAUGACCAACAAGAAUGAAACCUGUAAAGCAGUUGUAAUCAACUCACAGUUUCGUGAAAGAUACGAGACGGGAUACGGGGCGAAUUGCUGGCUGAAAGGCUCGGCAGAUAAUGCUAGUACGGGAAAAGCGGGAUACACAGCGGUAGUCUUACGUGAGGGGUGA